GCUGCGGAGGCGACGAGGUUCACUUUGGUCCCGGCGAGGGCUCUGGCCGCGACCCUCUGCUCGCCAUUGGGGCUCGUGCCUAGGAGGAGAAGGCGGAAGUGGCCGUCGCAUCCCGAGUCACCGCGGCCGGGACAGUCCUGGCCGGGGGGUCGGUGCGUGCCCCGACGGGGCGCGCGGAGCUGGUGAAGAGGCACUGAGCCGCCGCGGAGCGCAGGUUGCUUUCCUGUUGCUUCUUUGAUAUCAUUUCCUAGACCCUGCUCCAUGAUUUAAUUCAAAAUUCUGAAAUGAAGAUGGAGGAGGCAGUGGGAAAAGUCGAAGAACUCAUUGAGUCCGAAGUCCCACCAAAAACAUCUGAACAAGAGACAGCCAAGGAGGAAGAUGGCUCUGUAGAACUGGAAUCUCAAGUUCAGAAAGAUGGUGUAGCAGAUUCUACAGUUCUUUCUUCAAUGCCCUGCUUGUUGAUGGAACUGAGAAGGGACUCUUCUGAGUCUCAGUUAGCAUCCACAGAGAGUGACAAGCCGACAACUGGCCGAGUUUAUGAGAGUGACUCCUCUAAUCACUGCAUGCUUUCCCCUUCCUCUAGUGGUCACCUGGCUGAUUCAGAUACGUUGUCUUCUGCAGAAGAGAACGAACCCUCUCAGGCAGAAACCGCUGUAGAAGGAGACCCUUCAGGAGUGUCUGGUGCCACAGUUGGGCGUAAGUCUAGGCGUUCCCGGUCUGAAAGUGAAACGUCCACUAUGGCUGCCAAGAAAAACCGGCAAUCCAGUGAUAAACAGAACGGCCGAGUUGCCAAGGUUAAAGGUCAUCGGAGCCAAAAGCACAAGGAGAGGAUCAGACUACUGAGGCAGAAACGGGAGGCUGCUGCAAGGAAGAAAUACAACCUGCUGCAGGACAGUAGUACCAGUGAUAGUGACCUGACUUGUGACUCAAGCACGAGCUCAUCAGAUGAUGAUGAAGAGGUUUCAGGGAGCAGCAAGACAAUCACUGCAGAGAUACCAGGUCAUUUGGAUCCAGGAUUCCUGGCAAGUGACAAAACAUCUGCCGGCAAUGCACCACUCAAUGAAGAAAUUAAUAUCGCCUCUUCAGACAGCGAAGUAGAGAUUGUGGGAGUUCAGGAACAUGCAAGGUGUGUUCAUCCUCGAGGAGGUGUGAUUCAGAGUGUUUCUUCGUGGAAGCAUGGUCCAGGCACGCAGUAUGUUAGCACCCGGCAGACACAGUCAUGGACUGCUGUGACUCCCCAGCAGACUUGGGCUUCACCAGCAGAAGUUGUUGACCUUACCUUGGAUGAGGAUAGCAGACGUAAAUACCUACUGUAAUACAAUGUCACUGUGUUUCCUCUGCACUGUUCCCUUCUACUUCCUCCUCCUAUUUGUGACACGGAAGUUCAUUGUCAUAGCUUCAGCUUCAGAAGCUGUUUGUGGCAUUUGUAGAAUUGAAACUCAUGGAAAAUCCCACCCCCCCCCCUUUAAUUAAAAGAAGUCAUUUAGGAAGAUAA
Molecule: messenger RNA, 1495 nt
Organism: Propithecus coquereli (Coquerel's sifaka)
Lineage: Eukaryota; Metazoa; Chordata; Mammalia; Primates; Indriidae
Gene: ARK2N
Product: chromosome unknown open reading frame, human C18orf25
Exons: 4
Coding region: 285-1316 (343 amino acids)
Biological process (GO): ubiquitin-dependent protein catabolic process
Molecular function (GO): ubiquitin protein ligase activity
Source: RefSeq, a predicted model, not a curated record